Molecule: messenger RNA, 579 nt
Organism: Camelina sativa (false flax)
Lineage: Eukaryota; Viridiplantae; Streptophyta; Magnoliopsida; Brassicales; Brassicaceae
Product: S-protein homolog 13
Source: RefSeq, a predicted model, not a curated record
CCAUUUAAUGCACAUUAUAUAUCGAUUCCAUCUUUACCUGUCCCAAUUUAUUUCGUAAGCCCCAAGACUUGACGAAAUUACGUAUUAAGAAAACAUAGCGAUCGUUUGAUCCAAAUGGGGAGAGACCUGUUCUGGUGCUUCUUCGUGGUCGCGGUGGCGUUGUUACCUAAACCAACCAUUGCGGGGCGUCUCGAGCUAAAGAAUGAAAUCACGGGGGUCCCUAGGGUCCGGAAAGCGAAGCUGGCUGUACGGUGCUGGUCAAACGAGGACGACCUUGGAUGGGAUAUGCUAAAGCCGAAGGAAUCACGGAUAUGGAAGUUCACGACAAUGAACAUGUGGCCGUUCCAGAAAACUGAGUUCAGGUGCCAGUUUCGUAGUGGGUUUGGAACCACGAACGAUGACGUGAUGACAGUGUUCUCUGUCAAGGAUGGGUUUCGGAAAGAGUGCGGUGUAGGAGGGAAUGAGUGUUUUUGGGUUGCUAAGAAAGAUGGAUUCUAUCUAAGAAGGAUCGUAAAGGAUGACGAUGGUCGCAAGAAAUUUGUUGACGUCCUCAAAAGCAAAUGGGUUUGGAAAUGGUGA